Molecule: messenger RNA, 1131 nt
Organism: Colletotrichum orchidophilum
Lineage: Eukaryota; Fungi; Ascomycota; Sordariomycetes; Glomerellales; Glomerellaceae
Product: UMTA protein
Exons: 6
Coding region: 1-1131 (376 amino acids)
Molecular function (GO): methyltransferase activity
Source: RefSeq, a predicted model, not a curated record
AUGGCAUCAAACCAGAGCUCGGAGCUGCAGGCCUCGGUGGCGACAACGGCUGCAAAGAGCCCGUCCUCCAAAGGAUCGUCUCCACCAGCGGCGGGAAGCUCACCUGCUGCCAAUGCCAAUGAGUCUGAAGGAGGCCCAAUCGUGGCUGUGAGUCGAAACGCCGUGUCGUUGCUACAUAACAUCCACACGUCCUCGACUGCUUCGUUGAGCGAAAGUAUAACUGAAUACCGACGCAUUCUUGGGCGGACCUACACGCAAAAGGUUGACUACUGGGGACCAAACGACGAAAAGCAGAAUGAAGGGCUCGAUCUUGCUCAUUAUUGGGAGUGCGUCUUUUUCGACGACAAGUUAUUCUUGGCACCAAUCGGAGAUACCCCUCAUAAAGUUCUCGACAUCGGCACUGGAACGGGUAUCUGGGCUAUUGACUUUGCCGAUGAAUUCCCAUCGGCGGAAGUUGUUGGAGUAGACAUUUCGCCGAUACAACCGAGUUGGGUUCCGCCUAACUGUAAAUUCCAAAUCGACGAUAUUGAGGCGGAUUGGACAUGGCCUCUGGAAUUCUUUGACUACAUCCAUAUUCGGCAUCUGGAAGGAUGUGUUUCUGAUUGGCCAAAGCUCUACUCCCAAUCAUUUGAACACCUCGUACCCGGUGGGUACGUUGAGGUCAACGAGCUGGAUCUUGAAGACUACUCCCAGGCGCUUGGCGACGACUUGCCCCAGGAUCACGUGUACAGAAGGUGGGCAAAGAUCAUGUUCGAGUCUAUGGAUAGACUCGGGAAGACCGGGAAACAGACUCGAGACCACGGCAUUGCAAACGGCAUGAGAAACGCUGGGUUCGUCGACAUCGUGGAGAAGAGUUGGCCCAUUCCUAUUGGAGGUUGGGCGUCUGACCCUAAGCUUAAAGAAGUCGGCGCCGUCAACCUCCAGUACAUUGACCAGUCCCUCGAAGGUUUUGGGACUUUUCUCCUGAGAGAAAUGAUGGGAUGGGAGGAUGUGGAAAUUCUUGUUUUCAUGAGCGAGAUGCGCAAGGCUUUGAGGGAUCUCAAACUUCAGACGUACUUCACAUUACACGUGGUGUAUGGGCGGAAGCCAGAAGAAUCCGAAGGACAGGCAACCGUUGCACCCGUCGCCUGA